GGGUGGGUUACCAGCAUCCAAAUGGCUCUCUUGAAUAGACGAUUGGGUUUGUCCUUAACCCAUUUCGGCAGUGUGGUGAUCCAGCGACCGUUCAGUAUCACGGGAGCAUGUGGAGCAAUACAGAAACUCACCCGCGUGCGAGUGGUGGACAACAGUGCCUUGGGGAACACGCCGUACCACCGGCCGCCAAAAUGUAUCCACGUGUAUAACAAGUCUGGAGUUGGCAAAGUAGGAGAUACGAUCCUCUUGGCUAUUAAAGGAGAAAAGAAGAAGGCUUUAAUUGUAGGGCAGAAGAUGCCUGGCCCCACCAUGACACCUAGAUUUGAUUCCAACAACGUGGUACUCAUAGAAGAUAAUGGGAAUCCCAUCGGGACUAGAAUAAAAACACCAAUACCUUAUAUACUGCGCAGGAGAGAAGGAAAGUUCUCCAAAGUAUUGGCCAUUGCCCGCAACUUUGUAUGAAAGCUAAGAAAGGUCUUUAGCAGUCCUGUUACAUCCUUUCAUACGGUAGCUGAUCCUUGGUCCUUUUCUUGAAACUGGUGAAGCAUGAAAAAGUUGAGGUUUGUCAGGAGUCUCUCCUCCUGUUUAAGAACCACAAGCAACUAGUUUAAAUGUUGAAAUAGUUUCUCCAAAAGAAGCUUGAUUUAUUUCACAGAACAUCUGCAGUGUGUUCAGGAAAUCGUCCUUCACCCUUAGUACUCCUGUGGUGUUAAUUUGGUCUGUCAUCAUUAAAAUAAGAACACGAAAAUCC
Acanthisitta chloris (rifleman) is the source of this 751-nucleotide messenger RNA. It is a transcript of the gene MRPL14, whose product is annotated as mitochondrial ribosomal protein L14. Gene Ontology annotation, biological process: translation. Bases 22 to 462 code for a protein of 146 amino acids. Gene Ontology annotation, cellular component: mitochondrion; ribosome. The transcript has 2 exons. The record is from RefSeq and is a predicted model, not a curated record. Gene Ontology annotation, molecular function: structural constituent of ribosome. NCBI's taxonomy places the organism in Eukaryota, Metazoa, Chordata, Aves, Passeriformes, Acanthisittidae.